UUGCUUUUUUCGCCAGUGCGCCAUUCUGGAUGAAUCACGCGUCGUGUGAUUGGGCUCUAGGCGCCACACUCGGAGCCAAUCAGAGGAGCAUCGGUCGACGGCGAAGACGACUUCAGUUCCGUGCUGAUCUCAUUACUCACAACCCACAGCAGUCAGACGGCAAACAUGGAGCAGUACACCACCACGACAGCUAGUGGAGAGCAGAUAGUGGUGCAGACCAGCAGCGGACAGAUCCAACAACAGGGCACAGUGACUGCAGUGCAGUUGCAGACUGAGCCUCAGGUAGGCCAGACUGCAGCCCAGCAGGUCCUUCAGGUAGUUCAAGGACAGCCUCUUAUGGUACAAGUCAGUGGAGGUCAGCUCAUCACUUCUUCUGGGCAGCCCAUAAUGGUACAGGCAAUGACAGGAGGACAAGGUCAAACCAUCAUGCAAGUACCAGUAUCUGGUACACAGGGAUUUCAGCAGAUUCAGCUGGUACAACCCAGUCAAAUCCAGCUUCCUGGUGGACAGACUUUACAGCUACAGGGUCAGCAGGGACAGACCCAACAAUUCAUCAUUCAACAGCCACAGACUGCAGUCACUGCAGGACAGAACCAGGGUCAGCAGCAGAUCACUUUGCAAGGUCAGCAGGUGGCACAAACUGCUGAAGGACAGACCAUCGUUUACCAGCCUGUUAAUGCAGACGGGACCAUCCUACAGCAGGGAAUGAUCACUAUUCCAGCUGCAUCUUUAGCAGGAGCUCAGUUACUCUCAGCUGGAUCCAACAACAACACUACCAACACCGGUCAGGGCACAGUGACGGUCACUCUUCCCAUGGCAGGAAACAUGGUCAAUGCUGGAGGAAUGGUCAUGAUGGUCCCAGGGGCUGGCGGCUCGGUUCCCGCCAUGCAGCGCAUUUCUCUUCCUGGAGCAGAGAUGCUGGAGGAGGAACCUCUGUACGUCAACGCUAAACAGUAUCACAGGAUCCUCAAGAGAAGACAAGCCCGUGCCAAACUAGAAGCUGAGGGCAAAAUACCCAAAGAGAGAAGAAAAUACCUGCAUGAGUCCCGUCAUCGUCACGCCAUGGCCAGGAAGCGCGGCGACGGUGGACGCUUCUUCUCUCCGAAGGAAAAGGAAGAAAUGGCCAUGCAGGCCCUUAAGAAAUCUGAGCAGGAUCAGUCUGAAGAGGACACAGUGGGCCACAUGAUUCAGGUGGCAUAAACCACCCUUUCCUCCACAUGUUUCAGUCAGUCCUUUAUGGUUCAAGUUUCAACACAUGGUUUCUGACUUCCCCUGAAGUCAUGUUUAUCGGUUUUCCUUUAUUUCAGUUCUCGUAUAGACUGAACAGUUGUUUUAGUUUUCUAGUACUGCCAUGUAAAACAUACCGAUAUUGGGAAUUUGAGUUUAAAACCAUCUCACCGGGCCAAAAGGUGUAAAAGUGUUUUCUGUAUUUAUGAGGAACAACUUUUCAUUGUGUAUAUGAUUUGUUAAGACAUUUCAUUCCACUUCAUUUCUUUAUUUAAUUAAAGGUAACAUAUAAGAAUUGAUCACAAAAAUGUGAAUUAUGGUUGAGUUUUGUAUAAUGAGAAGUUUUUACGUGUACUGGAUCAGACUGUGAAAUGUUACACACUUCUAUGCACUUGCGCUUUUAGUUGGUCCAUCGACCAUUUGUACAUCCAGUCACUCUCAAGCAUCUCCCUUUAAUGAAAACCUUCACUUAUCUCUUUGUUUUUUUCUAUUGAUGGAUUCCUUAUAUAAAAAUAAAGGUUGAUGUUCUGUACAUGGUGGCAAAA
Carassius auratus (goldfish) is the source of this 1772-nucleotide messenger RNA. Its product is annotated as nuclear transcription factor Y subunit alpha-like. The record is from RefSeq and is a predicted model, not a curated record. Gene Ontology annotation, biological process: regulation of DNA-templated transcription. The transcript has 10 exons. Gene Ontology annotation, molecular function: DNA binding; DNA-binding transcription factor activity. Bases 166 to 1200 code for a protein of 344 amino acids. NCBI's taxonomy places the organism in Eukaryota, Metazoa, Chordata, Actinopteri, Cypriniformes, Cyprinidae. Gene Ontology annotation, cellular component: CCAAT-binding factor complex.